Triplophysa rosa is the source of this 2605-nucleotide messenger RNA. It is a transcript of the gene atf1, whose product is annotated as activating transcription factor 1. Gene Ontology annotation, biological process: regulation of transcription by RNA polymerase II. The coding region runs from base 725 to 1633 and encodes 302 amino acids. The record is from RefSeq and is a predicted model, not a curated record. Gene Ontology annotation, molecular function: protein binding; DNA-binding transcription factor activity, RNA polymerase II-specific; RNA polymerase II cis-regulatory region sequence-specific DNA binding. Gene Ontology annotation, cellular component: nucleus; ATF4-CREB1 transcription factor complex. The transcript has 8 exons. Lineage: Eukaryota; Metazoa; Chordata; Actinopteri; Cypriniformes; Nemacheilidae.
ACACACACACACACACACACACACACACACACACACACCAUUAAGGGAAAAUGUAUUUGCUGAAUAUAGAUUUCUGGAAUAAUAAACAGUAACAUGACUUCAUUAUGUUGAUAGACAAUGCAUAUUACUAUUAUGUAUUUUUAAUUCUGAUAUUAUUAAUAGCAGUAUGGCAAAGUCAUUAUUUCCAAAGUUAUAUUUCAAGAUUUCUUGGUCAUUCAUGGAUAUAACUGAGAGUCAUGAUUAUGCAAGCAAACAUUUCCCUAUUGGUUCACAUGUUUCUUUUUGUACAUUGGUUACUGUUACUGUUUUAUACUGAAAUGAAAAAAAAAACAUGAAAAACAAUAAAAGGCUUUUAUUUUGCAACACUGAUAACGUUACGGUUUUUUUUUUACAAAUGUAUGCGCUUUGUUUGACUUUGAAAACUAGACAUGCGUAAACCUCGCUUGGUUUCAUUCAUGUCCCCAGACCCCUGUGUGUUGAAGCGAUAUGGACCAAUCGCAACGCGUAUUACAUGAUUACGUAACACGUCCUUCUGAGGGGCGGUGCUUAUCGCGGCCUUCAGGAAAAAAAUCCCUCAAGCCAUCUAGAGUUUUUCAAUGGAAACCGCCCAGGUUUAUUAAAUGCAUUAUUAAUUAACUUACUUUUCAUUGUACCGUUUGAAUACUGGCGUCUAAAAUCACCGCAUCGUUGUUUCCAGGAGCAGUUUGAACGGAUUAAAGUGGCAAUGGAGGAUGUUCAGCAGAAUAACACCAAUGGCUCCGAGUCCCAAACUGUCAUCCCUACAACUAUUACUGCCUCUCAAAUAUCACAGAUAGCACAGCAGAUGUCUCUGGGUGGGUCUCAAGUGGCCGUGGUCCAGCUGCCCAGUGGUCAAUUCCAGGUGCAAGGUGUGAUUCAGUCAGCUCAGUCAUCAGUUAUCCAGUCUCCACCAGCUCAUGCACAGGGUCAAGGAUCAGACAGUGAUGAUUCUCAGGAGUCAUCUGACAGUGGAUCUAACCAGAAGUCAAGAGAAAUCUUGGCUCGCCGCCCAUCCUACAGGAAGAUUCUGAAUGAUCUCUCAGCUGAGGAAGUGGCAACUCAGAAUGAGGAAAAUGAAGAAAGCUCCACCUCCUCUGCCAUAACCAAUGUCUCACUCCCCACUCCCAUUUACCAGACAAGCACUGGCCAAUAUAUCACGAUUUCAUCCAAUGGCUCACUGCAGCUGGCUAGCGAGGGAAUGCAAGGUCUGCAAACUCUCACCAUGACCCACUCGAACCCAAGCCAGCCCACUAUACUACAGUACGCCCAGACUGCUGACGGCCAACAGAUUUUACUGCCCAGCAACCAGGUGGUGCUCCAAGGUGCGGGGGGAGAAAUGCAAGCUUAUCAGAUUCGCUCCUCUUCCUCAUCGCUGCCUCAGACCGUUGUCAUGACAUCCCCCGUCAUCAGCUCACAGGGCAAGAGCGAUGACCCACAAAUGAAGAGAGAGAUACGCCUCGCAAAGAACAGGGAGGCAGCCAGAGAGUGUCGGCGAAAGAAAAAGGAGUAUGUUAAGUGUUUGGAAAACCGUGUGGCUGUGCUGGAAAAUCAGAACAAGACUCUUAUCGAAGAGCUGAAGACAUUAAAGGACCUGUACUGUGUCAAAAGUGGCUAAUGGGACAUUCCUCCAAUCACGCUAAAGGAACUUAACCGGCAUACCUGUCUGCCCACUUGCUUAUACAAACGCAGAAACUUUGACUUUUUGGCGCAGGGAAUACAUUUAAUCCCCCUCCUGUCAAACGUUUGUUUUUAACUCCUUUUUAACUAACAGCCUAAGAACGAUUGACCAGAAACAACGAAUACGCUUUUCAAAGUAGAUGGAAAGAAGGAUAAACUUUUCCAUGACAUGUUUUUAUUUGCAGUCAACAGAUGUUUAUAUUUGUGUAUGUAUCUUGUGCAAGUAUUGGCACAUCUACACUGGGAGUUCUUGCUUUGUUCUCGACCCAUUUGGUUUCCAGGGAAUCUUGAAUGUUAAUUUUAUUGAAGCGCUAGCUCAACACUUCUUUUUGCUUGCAGUAGAAAUGCAGAAUUGACAGACUUAUAUUUUUACCUUAUAACUGAUGCGCUUGAACGGUGUGUGUAUGAAAAUGUGACGCGAUUGUCAUGCAGUUGUGUUUUUGCAUUAUUACCCCGUUUUUGAAUUUCUGGUAUUUCUAUCCCCAUUCCGUGUUUUAUUUCACUGAAUUUUAAUGCAACGGUUCCUACAGAGUCUGAACAUAAUUUAAGGUAAGGGCUUUGACAGAUUUAUGACUAAAUCAGUGGCUAACAGGAAACAGUGGUAUACUUGUUUUAGACUCGAAAUAAGCCUUAUCCUGAAUUGAUAGUGUAAUAGUAUCAGACUUUGUAAUGUCUAACUGGUCUGUAUGCCAUAUCCAUGUACACACUUUAGUUGCGUCUUUUGAUGGUUUUAGCUUAUAGGCUCAUGGAUUACUGCUGUUUAAAAGUGAAGCUGUUACAAGACAAUCGAAUCAGGGAGCACAUACCUGCACUUCACAAAGCAGGACACAUCAGUAAACCAUGAACUCGAUAAAGAUGUCACUUGUUUUUGGUAAGGUGAAUCUAAAUAAAUAUUUUUCCAGCCUUUGAA